AUGGAGACGAAAGUGACAGUCAAGUUUACUCCAUUUUUCACUGCGCUUGUGCUGAUUGCUGCGGUGAUAUUUAGUUUCAGUGAUACUGCUGGUGGAACCACUGAUCCUAGUGAUGUACAAGGGCUUCAAGUUUUGUACACUUCACUAAACAGUUCGUCCCAGCUAACUGGGUGGAAAUCUAGUGGUGGUGAUCCUUGUGGAGAGUCGUGGAAGGGAGUCAUGUGCCAGGGUUCUGCUGUUGUCUCUGUUCAAAUUUCUGGGUUGGGACUCAGUGGAACAUUGGGAUACAUGCUCAAUAACCUAAUGUCAUUAAAGACGCUGGAUUUGAGUGGCAAUAAUAUUCAAGAUGCAAUUCCAUAUCAAUUACCUCCAAACCUGACAACCCUAAACCUUGCAAACAACAAUAUAAGCGGGAAUCUCCCUUAUUCCAUAUCUAUUAUGGCCUCUCUAAAUUAUUUGAACAUCAGUCGGAAUUUGCUGUCUCAGUCGAUUGGAGAUAUGUUUGCCAAUCAUUCUGCCCUGGCAACAUUGGAUUUAUCAUUCAACAAUUUCACUGGAGAUCUUCCACCUUCCUUCAAUUCAUUGACAAAUCUGUCCAUUCUCCACGUGCAAAACAACCAACUUACUGGUUCCCUCUACAUCUUAGCUGGUUUGCCUUUGACUAACUUAAAUGUUGCGAACAACCAUUUUAGUGGGUGGAUGCCAGAAGAACUAAACUCUGUCCCUAAUUUUAUAUAUGAUGGAAAUGCAUUUGCCAAUGGCCCAGCUCCACCUUCGCCGCCAUACACCUCUCCUCCUCCAGGUAGCUCUCGCAAUAACAGAAAUCAUUCUCCUCCUAGUGGUCAUUCAUCGCAGGAUUCUGAUCACCCACCUACUGAACACAAUGGAAAUAAAAAGAAUGGGUUGACAACUGGACCUAUUAUAGGUAUAGUUGUAGGAUCUUCACUGGCAGUUCUUGUUAUGCUUGUGCUUGUUUUUUGUCUUCAAAGGGGCAACAAGAAGGAAAUUGUUGCACGACCAUCCUCAGCCAUAAGUCUGCCUGUCAGCACGGAUAAAGCGAAUACAGAGAUGCAAGAGCAAAGGGCAAAGUCUACAGUUACCACAGCUGAUUUAAAGCCUCUGCCAGCAGAAAGGGUGGCAAUUGAGAGAAUACAAGGGAAAAAUGGAUCUAUAAAAAGAAUGAAGUCUCCAGUAACUGCCACUUCUUAUGCAGUUGCUGCGCUUCAAACUGCAACAAAUAGCUUUAGUCAAGAAAAUCUAGUUGGUGAAGGUUCUCUUGGUCGUGUAUACAAAGCAGAGUUCCCCAAUGGAAAGAUUAUGGCUGUCAAGAAGAUAGAUAGUGCAGCACUGUCACUACAGGAGGAAGAUAAUUUUCUUGAAGCUGUUUCAAAUAUGUCACGACUGAGGCACCCCAACAUUGUUCCACUGGCUGGAUAUUGUGCAGAGCAUGGACAACGUCUUCUGGUUUAUGAUUUUGUUGGAAAUGGCAGCUUGCACGAUAUGUUGCACUUUGCUGAUGAGAGCAAGAUGCUUACAUGGAAUGCACGGGUUAGAGUAGCACUUGGCACUGCUCGGGCUUUAGAGUACUUGCACGAAGUGUGUUUACCUUCUAUUGUACAUAGAAACUUCAAAUCGGCUAACAUUUUACUAGACGAAGAGCUCAAUCCCCAUUUGUCAGACUGUGGAUUAGCUGCUCUGACUCCAAACACAGAACGACAGAUUUCAUCAACCCAGAUGAUUGGUUCAUUCGGUUACAGUGCUCCUGAGUUUGCCUUAUCUGGAAUAUACACUGUAAAGAGUGAUGUAUAUAGCUUUGGUGUGGUUAUGUUGGAGCUUCUUACAGGUCGGAAGCCACUUGACAGUUCAAGAGAGAGAUCAGAACAGUCACUUGUGAGAUGGGCCACUCCUCAACUUCAUGAUAUUGACGCUUUAGCAAAGAUGGUUGACUCUUCACUAAAUGGCAUGUACCCUGCAAAAUCUCUGUCCCGGUUUGCAGACAUUAUUGCCAUCUGUGUCCAGCCUGAACCCGAGUUUAGGCCCCCCAUGUCUGAGGUUGUGCAAGCGCUGGUUCGCUUGAUGCAGAGGGCGAGCAUUACCCAAAGACGUUCCAGUGAUGAUUCAGGUUUCACAUUCAAGACUCCAUAUCAUGAAGCAACUGACUUGUCAUAA
Molecule: messenger RNA, 2169 nt
Organism: Fraxinus pennsylvanica
Lineage: Eukaryota; Viridiplantae; Streptophyta; Magnoliopsida; Lamiales; Oleaceae
Source: the annotation of a GenBank genome assembly